This is a messenger RNA of Aureobasidium subglaciale EXF-2481, 2392 nucleotides long. RefSeq lists its product as uncharacterized. Gene Ontology annotation, biological process: anatomical structure morphogenesis; cell differentiation; negative regulation of transcription by RNA polymerase II. Gene Ontology annotation, molecular function: RNA polymerase II cis-regulatory region sequence-specific DNA binding; DNA-binding transcription factor activity, RNA polymerase II-specific. NCBI's taxonomy places the organism in Eukaryota, Fungi, Ascomycota, Dothideomycetes, Dothideales, Saccotheciaceae. Bases 131 to 2392 code for a protein of 753 amino acids. The transcript has 3 exons. The record is from RefSeq and is a predicted model, not a curated record.
ACGAGGCGGUGGAUGUUGUUGAAUAAUAGCCGCGGACCUCGUCUUUCAUCUUUGUCCGCGUAUUGACAUGAGAGCGUCAAAGACGACAUUCUGACAACAAAAGAGUGCAUUCCUGGACAUCCCCUUUCCAAUGUCUGUCAUACGAGUACCCCUAUCGGAGCUCAGAUUUUCGACAUUGUCGCCGGCUACACCAUCGACUGCUGAACCUUCUCAUGCCCAACCCCAGAUCGUCUUCACCAGGCAGUUGUGGGAGAGAACGAUGCCAUCUGCAGAACACGAAGACUUGAGUACAAGCUCCCAAGGUAUUGCAAGUGACGGAAGUGUCAAUUCGCGCAGAGUAUCGACGAACAUAUCGAUUGCACCGCAGCUGCAAUCCUCACCAAAGGCCCGGCUUUCGGAUACGCCGCUGACGCCUGAAGAGUCACCGCCUUUUCGCGACCAACGGAAGAGGAGCGCAGAAGCCCUUGAUCCAGACGAGGUCCAAGACGUCAGUCCUUCGCAUACCAGAGACGGUAGUACCGAGUCACUGGUCAACUUCUGUCUGUGCCAGCCUGAGCCGAAAGUCCCUAGACCUAGGAACGCGUUCAUCCUUUAUCGUCAAAACCGUCAAGCCGCUGUAGUUGCUCAAAAUCCUGGCCUUGCCAAUCCUGACAUAUCAAAGAUCAUUGGCGAGCAGUGGAGAAACGAGCCUGAAGGAGAAAAGAAUCGGUGGAAGGCAUACGCAGAGGAAGAGAAGCUGCAGCAUCAACAAAAAUACCCAUCUUACCGGUACCAGCCCAAACGAUCAGGACGCCGAGGCAGUGUCUCGUCCGAAUCAGGCUUCUCAGGACCAGACCACCGCAAGUGUCAGAAGUGCGGUGGCAGAACCAUUAUCCACCCUACACCAAGCAAGCCCUCUUCAGCACGCGAGCGACUUGACAAGUCUGGAAGUCUAGAAACGAGUCCUUCAUCGGCAUAUCCUCAAUAUCCUCCACGCUUGAACGCAUUCCGACUCCCACCUCCGACACCCUCGUCCACCACAACGCCUUCAACUCGCUACCUGCCUAUGCUCAACAACCUCUCUCUAUCAUCGCCCCACCCUCUUAACAUGGCCAACGGACGUUCUUCUCAGCCAUACAUGAUCCAGCGUGGCGAAGGCGAAGACGAGCACUCGUCCAUCCUGUCCCCUGACUCGAAGCGACGCAGAUUUGAAUCUCCCCAAGGGACAUACGUCAUGUCAACGCGAACUAUGCCACCAAGACAGAAUGCUGGCCCUGGCACACCAUUUCCCUUCGGUCCACAAGGGCAAUCUUCACUACAGCAAGGUCGGCAGAUGGGGCCGCCUCAUCAAUUCCCGCCCCCGCCUGGUACGCAGCAUCUUCGCAGGGAGAGCUUACCGCGACCAACCGAUCUUCUGCGAGGUCCAGUGCCGCCCAACAUGAUGGGACCUCCACCUCGUCCCGGACCUGGUUACUCACAACACCGAGCUAGUCAACGUCCGGGUGGACCGGAGCUCAGCUUGACACUACCUCCUCUACAAGCUGGCACCAUGUCUGGCCCUCCGACAUCCACCAGGUCGGGUCCUGGACAACUACCAAGCGGCAACAGAGGAAGCGACUCGAAAGAGCCCGACAGACGCAGCGUGGGUGAGAUCAUUAUGUCGAUGUCAUUCAUGGCCAAAGUUCAGAUCCUUGGUCGAGUUGCACCACCCUCUGCUACUAGUGAAAACAAGCCUCGAGGAACUAUCAUCGCCAUCGAGGGCGAUGACCCGGAAGCAGCUCGCAACGUGACCGACUGGCUCGAGGAGUUUUUAGGUCGUGAAGGCGACAUGGUGGUCAAAGUAGUUGAUGGCCCAAAGCUCCCGGAAGGCAGUGACGAGCAAGAUGUGCAGAUUCCAGAGCUACUACGAACAGUUGGUGAGUGGCACGAGAAGAGCAAGAGUAUUGAGCAACUUGUCCGUGGCGACAAGGACAGAAAGAACAGCAACAUGAGUUUACAGUCCGAAGUCGGACUUGACAGCGAGGCUAUGGAAGUUGACACUUGUCAUGGCAGCGGUAGCAAGUUGGUGAUAUUACUGCGUACGUAUACCGUGACAGCAUCCAACGUGUUUGCAUCGCGAGUGGCCAUCAAGGACGCGUACAAGGCAGCCGACCACUGGCAGUGGACAGCGACGUUGUGGCGCGGCAUUGUCGGGCCGGACAUGACAGUCUAUGUCAAGGAAGCCGACAAGACGGAGGAUGGAGGGAAAGGUGGAGUUGAGAUCAAGGAAGAAAACCGGAUCAUGGCGGUCCGACGUUUCAAGGGCACCGAAGAGAACGGCGGCGUGGAGGGCAUUGAAGCAGGCACGUUGCGACGUCUCGGGUUUGAGGUGGGCGAAUGGGUCAGGAGUGGAGGGGGAGCAGGAAAGGAGUAG